Messenger RNA from Vitrella brassicaformis, 1615 nucleotides. Lineage: Eukaryota; Vitrellaceae. The record is from the annotation of a GenBank genome assembly.
AUGGGAAGGUGCCUGCCUGUGUGCUGCGUUCCUGCACACGUGCAUUCACGAAAUUCGCAAACCCUACGCAUAACUAGGGCUUAAAUGCGCACAUCAGCCGCCUCGCCGCCCCCCUGCAAUGGGAGAAAGCCCCCCCCUAGCGAUCGGCAAAAUGCGAGCUUAGACAUGUGAAAGGGAAGACGCCGACCCACCAAACGCACAGAUCAGGAGCAGAGAGGCUCACAGGAAGGCCGCACACGCAGCCAGGAGCAGCCAGAAGAUCAAAUACAUAAGCUGACAUCUCUCUCUGUGUCUGUGUCUGUGUCUGUCUGUGUGUGCAGGCCGAGAUGGCCGUGUUGGUUGCGCCAAGACUCGGAGGCUCAUUCGGGUGUCAGAGGAUUUCCCUCGCUGAGGGCUUUGCUAUGCGCCGAUCCGCCUCUGCGAGACGGUGCCUUGGCGUGCACUCCCGACGGUGACCCAUGUGCAGCGCAGUCACAGUGCGUGUGAGGGAGAUUUCUGACCAUCAGAUUGACCGGGGCAUCCAGCCCGACACGCACAGCCGUCGAGCGGUGCUCUCUGAGGUACUUUCUGACUGACCCCCUCCCUCCCCUCUCUGUGUGAGUGUCAUCUCUGCAGGCACGUCUUUCGCUCUGUGGGUGCGGCCCGGCCCAUCCAAGACACGGGUCGAGUGCAUCAGCUCAUGGACCGCACACGUGCCAAGAGAGAGGGGCAGGUCAGCAAAACUGACGACGCUACGCAAGCGCAAAAAAAUGUCACCAUUUUGCCAUUUUUGACCGUAGGGUGACCCUUGUCGGCCACCUGUAGGCCCACAUACGACUGAUAGACCUAUUCUGUGACUGGUGGUGGCCUGGUGCGAAAACUAUCAAAACAACCCUUUUAUCACCGACUUUUUUCUCUCACCUACUUGGCCCAGUGGGUGGGCAAUCAAUCUACCCCCCUCUCUCUCUCUCUUUCUCUCUGUGUGUGUGUGUGUGUGUGUGUGCAUCCGCCAGGCACUCGCGCGAUCGCAGUCAUGGAGAACGCCUUCAAGACAGGGUGGAUCAGCUGCUGCUGUCUCCCUCGUGCCUGCGCCACUCGUGUGUGUGCAUCGCUUCUCCUCCUUUGUUGUUCAGUUUUCCGCUGUUGUGGACGAUCCUGACGAGUGUGAUUCUGUACACUGCUCUCGCGGCAGUGCUGAUUCUGCUGCUGGUGUUCCAGCUCAACAAGAUCAACGCAUACCGCACUUACCUCCUGGACCAGCACCUCUUCAGCAGCAGACAAAUCGAGGUACGUUUAAAAGAGCGCAUGGCAGCCCGACCAAAUAUUACGUGUCUAUCUGUUCUUUUUUGCAGGUGCUGCAAAAGGAAGUGACCAAGCUGUCCAAGCAGCUCUCCGUUCUUAAGAAACGGUGAGAGAGCAAUCGACCACUGCUGCUGGUGUCACUCUAUGAGUGUAUUUGCUUAUCAGGUUUGCCCGUGCGAGGGAGGAGAUGCAAUCUGAGGGCUCAGAGGGCGAAACAAGCUUCGCGCCCACACCUUCGGUGCACAGUCGAGCAUCGUCCGUGGCCGUCCCACGGAAGUCGGUGCGCAUUGACGCGGACAGAGCAGCGCAAAGCGACAACAGGGCGGAGCCAUAA